Molecule: messenger RNA, 2152 nt
Organism: Cydia pomonella (codling moth)
Lineage: Eukaryota; Metazoa; Arthropoda; Insecta; Lepidoptera; Tortricidae
Gene: Galphaf
Product: guanine nucleotide-binding protein G(f) subunit alpha
Exons: 10
Coding region: 834-1991 (385 amino acids)
Biological process (GO): adenylate cyclase-modulating G protein-coupled receptor signaling pathway
Cellular component (GO): heterotrimeric G-protein complex
Molecular function (GO): G protein-coupled receptor binding; GTPase activity; G-protein beta/gamma-subunit complex binding
Source: RefSeq, a predicted model, not a curated record
UUAACGUAAGUAUACAGGUGACCUUAGCCAUUGGACAAACCCUGAAAUCCCACGUAGGGUUACUUCUCAGGAAUGCUCUGACGUUAAUAUUUUUUAAUUAGAACAAAAGAUAAAAAAAUAUUUUUUUCGAACAAAAGUUAUUUGCAAUAAUCGACAACAAAAAGAAACACACUGUGUUAAUCUUUGGCAGUGUUUUUGACAAUUUGUUCGAAAUAUUUGAUAAUGAUGACAUUUUUCAAAAGUCAGAAGUUUAUUAGUGUCACAAAUAAAAAAGAUAAUCAAAACGGUCGAAGAAGGUUCCAUACUAUUCUUUUAAGAUAUUACCUUAGGAGCUACUAACACAUACAGGCUGCUCCAAAGUAAAAAAUGGUAAUUUGUUAAUUUCUUCGAAACCGCUACACCGGUUGUUAUCAUACUUUGUACACUGGUUCUAAAUACCCUAAUGCAUAUGUACAUUUCGGCUUUGUCCAAUGGCUAGGGACACACUGUAGGAUUUUAUCAAUCAUAUCAUUAUCAAAAAUACUAUAAAAAUGCAGUCUAUCUACCUAUUCGUGUCUAUUACACUUUUAAAAAGUUGCAAUUUACAACUGAUCCAAUUCCUUUGUUUAGUAGCUAAGCAGGUAUGGAAUAAGAAAUCCUAUAUAUUUUUUUUAAAUCGUCGAUUGUUCUUGCCGUUGAACUAGUCUUGAGUAAUCGCUUCCAACUAUUUAAUUAUCUUGUAUUAAAAUUAUCGGGCGAUAAGCGAACGAUUCCUCGAUAGACGGUCACUGUGAUUUGUGUUGUGGGCGCCGCCGGCCUUGCCAUAAUAAACAUACAAUUGGCGAACAUUAAACAUGAGGCUGAUACCGUGCAUGAAGGCGCAGGACGAAGAUGAGGACCACUCGCGAUACAUCGACCGAGAGAUCAAGAACUGGAUCAAGAACUAUAAUGACGCUAUCAAACUGCUACUUCUUGGAACUGGUGAGAGCGGCAAAACCACCAUCAUCAAGCAGAUGAAGAUUCUGCACAUACAGGGAUUUAGCCAGAGCGAACGUGAAGAGAAGGCCAACCACAUACGUCACAACAUCCACGAGUCGAUCUAUGACAUCGUACGCCACAUGGAGCCUUUGGGCAUCACACUGGGGAAUGCUAAGAAUGUUCAAGCACAGAACUACAUACUGCGGUGCGGCGCUGACGGUCCACCACACUAUGACGAGGAGUAUUUCGACUACGUCCGAGCUUUGUGGCGAGAUGGCGGCGUUCGCGAGUGCUUCAAAAGGUCCAAUGAGUACCAGCUGAUAGACAGUGCCGAAUAUUUCUUGGACAGGAUAGAUCUGAUAGAGAAGUCAGAUUACUCGCCAUCCGACGCCGAUAUACUGCGGUGUCGUCAGAAAACUACUGGUAUACAGAAGAUUGAAUUUAAAGUCAAGGUGCCUAAAUCGAUGCACGGCGGCAUACAGGAAUUUUGGAUGUUUGAUGUCGGUGGGCAGAGAGGUGAAAGGAAAAAAUGGAUUCAGGUAUUCGAAGGUAUCCACGCCAUCUGGUUUCUCGUAGCGUGUAGUGAUUUUGACCAGACACUGAGGGAGGACUGCGCCACCAACCGGCUGAAGGAGGCGCUGACGCUCUUCGAAGACGUCUGGCAGAGCAGAUUUCUACUAGAAGCGGGUCUGAUAGUGUUCCUUAACAAGCAAGAUUUGCUUCAACGCAAGGUGGAGCGCGGGGGGAGCAUCGCCCCCCACUUCCCCAAGUACAACAAUUAUGGCGGACAUGGCUGCGAAUACGAACGAACGAGAGACUUCAUUCGGCAGAUGUUUGUUGACGUAACGCAGAAGCAACGUCGGCGUGCCGCCGCGCCGUCCGCCGAGCGGUUCGUCGUGGGCGCGGCGUACCGCCCGCGCGAGUGCUACUUCCACUUCACCACUGCCACGGAUACGGACAAUGUGCGCACCGUGUUCCGAGACACGCAUCAGAUCAUACUCACGCAUGCGCUGUCCAAUAUCGGCGUCUACUGACCAUAAUGGACUAUCUUAUAUAGAAAGAAAUAAAAGAAACAGAAACUUAAAUUUAUGCUGUAUAAAUUAAUUGCAUUAUCCCGUUUAAUUAUCCAUGAUUUAAAGAAAUAUUUAUAUUUGUGGCAAAAUUCAUCAAAUAAAACCGCGUAAAAUAGUAAAAA